AUGACGGCGACCUGCGGCGACAACGAUAGCGACGACAUGAACCCAGCAUUACACCAUCACCAUCCCUUCGACCAUCAUGAUGGUCUUGCCGACUAUUCUCGCUCAUGGCUAUCGUCGUCUGCACUUCUUGGAAAAGACGAUCAUCACACGUUGAACAUCUUUUCCGCAGCUUCGAACGCCUUUGGGCGCACAGCCAGCAUGGCUAGUAUCGUCUCCUCAUGCGCCCUUCGAUUGUUACCUCAUCUAUAUGCCUGGUGCCAACAUCACGACGGCCUUGCCGACUUUGCCCACUCAUGGCUAUCGUUCUUUGCCUUGCUUAAGAGGAUUGUUCAUCACACGUUGAACAUCCUUCUUAGAGCUCUGAACGCCCGUGAGGGUACGUACAGCAUGGCUAUUGUUGCUCCCCUAUACGUUUACCACUUGUCGCUUUGCACAGGCAUCUGGUUUCUAUAUCGGGAUGGCUUUACUGGCUUUGCCGACAUCGCUUGCUCAAGCUCAUCGUUCUUUGCGCUACUCGGGAAGAUGUUGCAUCACACGUUGAUCAUCUUAUUCGAGACCCUGAACAUACAUGAGCUUGCAAAAGGCAUCAUCGGUGUCAUCUCUUCACGCAGUGCCAACGCCAAAACUGGUGUGGCUAUCGUCUAUGCAAGCAGCAACCUUUCAACGAACGACCAUUCCAUCAACAAGGUAUCGGCUUCGAAGGCGGCGACAAACAAUCCCCCACCACGUCCUGCACCGAAGCGCUAUCCAACUGCUUCACACCAGAGCAAUAUUAAGAAGCUGAACAAUCCGCCUCCCCAUCCCCAACCAAAGCUCUACCCGACUGGACCACACCAGAGCAGCGUCAAGAGACCGAACACCCCGCCUCCACGUCCGCAACCGAAGCCCUACCCGACUGGGCCACACCAGACCUGA
This is a messenger RNA of Pyrenophora tritici-repentis Pt-1C-BFP, 915 nucleotides long. The record is from RefSeq and is a predicted model, not a curated record. Lineage: Eukaryota; Fungi; Ascomycota; Dothideomycetes; Pleosporales; Pleosporaceae.